UACCAAUGAAAUGGGUCGCUUAUCGUCUUAUUUUAUCAUAAUCUGUUAAUUUAGUAGAUAAUAUGGAUUAAACACUCUGAUGUAAUUUUAAUUGUGGAGUUUAAGUCGUGUUUUAUGUCCAUGUGCCUGUGUUGAACGUCUACAAUGAAAAUAUUUUGCGUGACUUUAUUUUUUUGCUUUUCGCAAUCAUACGGAUGGGAUUAUAAGAAAAAGUUAUUUCCGAGUGAUUUCCGUUUCGGCGUGUCUACGUCAGCAUAUCAGAUCGAAGGGGCUUGGGAUGAGGAUGGCAAAGGAGAAAGCAUAUGGGACCGUUACGUCCACACUCACCCAGAGGUGAUAGCGGACGGAUGGAACGGUGACAAUGCUACGGACUCAUACCACCUCUACAAGCGUGACGUGGAGAUGCUCAGAGAGCUUGGUGUUGACCACUACCGGUUCUCAAUAUCUUGGCCAAGGGUUCUGCCUAACGGACACAUCAACACCAUAAAUGAGAAAGGCCUUCAGUACUAUGACAAUUUGCUGGACGAACUGAUCAAAUAUAACAUAGCAGCCAUGGUGACGAUGUACCAUUUUGACUUGCCUCAACGUCUCCAGGACCUGGGGGGCUGGACUAACCCAGAGAUCAUCCAGUGGUUUGAAGACUAUGCUAGGGUUUUAUUCGACAGAUAUGGCCAUAAGGUGAAAUACUGGAUCACUAUCAACCAGCCGGAUGUGUGCUUCGAUGCGUACGGUGGAAACAAAAUGGCGCCCGCUGUAGACUUGAAGGGUACAGGAGACUAUGUGUGUGUCAAGAAUAUGAUGUUGGCGCAUGCGCGGGCCUAUAGACUCUUUGAGAAAGAGUAUAAGAGUCGGUCUGAGGUGAACGCUAAGUUGGGUCUGUCCGUGUCGAUCAACUGGUUUGAUGCUCCCGACUACAGCACCUCCGAGAAUGAGGAACUUGAAUUAUAUCGAGCGUUUUCUUUCGGUUUAUACUUGCAUCCAAUUUGGAGUGAAUCUGGUGAUUUUCCGCCGUCAGUGAAGAAAGCAGUUGCCAAGAAUAGCAAGGCUGAAGGCUUAUCCAAGUCACGGCUGCCAGAACUGACUGCUGAGGAAAUCAAGAUGCUGAAGAAAUCAGCCGAUUUCAUAGGCAUGAACCACUAUACGACUUUCUUCGUCAAUAAGACUGAGAGUGGAGUGAGGUCUGGCCUGCCUUACAGUUUCCCUGAUAUCGAGGUGCAUGUGUCUCAAUCAGACAAGUGGUUGCCGUCCAAAUCAGCUUGGUUGAAGGGGGUACCGUACGGUCUUUACAAAUCCCUUUUGUACCUGAAUCGUGUGUACAACCGUCCACCCAUCUUCAUCACCGAGCAUGGCUGGUCUACCGACCCAGGGCUUCAUGAUACCAGCAGGAUUAAUAUGAUGAGGGAGUACAGCAGAGGUUUGCUGUUCUCACUGGAAGAUGGAACCGAUCUCCUUGGUCUGACUGUGUGGUCACUCAUGGAUAACAUUGAGUGGACUGCUGGUACUAGCGAACGAUUCGGCCUCUACGAAGUGGAUUUCGAUUCACCCGAGAAGACGAGAAUUCCUCGUGUGUCGGCGCAUUACUACAAACAUAUGAUACACUCGCGCAUUGUCGACGAGGAUUGGAAACUUAAGAAUUUAGACAUGUCCAUUUCUAAUCGACGACAAAAGAUCUUAGCGAAUAAGAAAACCGAACUCUGAUUUAAGUUGACCCUGAUUGUAGAUCCUAGGAUAAAACUAAUAAUAAAAUUAAAAUGUUUA
Molecule: messenger RNA, 1758 nt
Organism: Pectinophora gossypiella (pink bollworm)
Lineage: Eukaryota; Metazoa; Arthropoda; Insecta; Lepidoptera; Gelechiidae
Product: myrosinase 1-like
Exons: 10
Coding region: 145-1698 (517 amino acids)
Biological process (GO): carbohydrate metabolic process
Molecular function (GO): beta-glucosidase activity
Source: RefSeq, a predicted model, not a curated record